ACUUUCUCUCUCUCUACAACUCCCAACCAAUCCUUUUACCCUUCAAACGGUGCGGAUCACAUGACGGACUACCGGAUACCGCCGACGAUGAAUCUAUGGACGGACGACAACGCGUCCUUAAUGGAGGCGUUUAUGAGCUCAUCCGAUAUGGCGUCGUUUUGGGCGGCGCCGCCGGCCCAGCCCACACCUCAACCCGCUCACGCUCCGCCCCAGCCGCAAUCCUCGGCGUCCACCUCAGACUACCCCAAGGCCCCUGUUGCCGCCCAAUUCCAGCCGUCCGCCACGCCCUUCAACCAGGAAACCCUCAUGCAGCGCCUACAGGCCCUGAUCGAAGGCGCGCGUGAGAGCUGGACCUACGCCAUCUUCUGGCAGUCUUCCUACGACUACUCCGGCGCCGGCGCCGUUCUUGGAUGGGGCGAAGGAUUUUAUAAAGACGAGCGGGACAAGGUUAAGGCCAAGGCGAAAACGACGACGUCCGCCGCCGAACAAGAGUACCGCAAGAAAGUCCUCCGAGACCUGAAUUCCUUGAUUUCCGGCGCCGACACGUCAGCAGACGACGCCGUCGUUGAUCAGGAAGUGACUGAUACUGAGUGGUUCUUUCUGGUGUCCAUGACUCAGUCGUUCGUCAACGGCGGCGGGCUCCCGGGUCAGGCCUUCUUUCACUCCACCCCGGUCUGGGUUGCUGGACCGGACCGGCUGGCGGCCUCGGCGUGCGAGAGGGCGCGUCAGGGUCACGUGUUUGGGCUGCAGACUAUGGUUUGCGUUCCGACGGCGAAUGGGGUUGUGGAGUUGGGCUCGACCGAGCUCAUCUACCAGACCUCCGAUCUGAUGAACAAGGUCAGGGUUUUGUUCAAUUUCAACAAUUUGGAGGUCGGUUCUUGGCCUAUGGCAGGCGCCGCCGCCGCCGCCGCCGAUCAGGGCGAGAACGACCCUUCGCUCUGGCUCAACGACCCGUCGACCACCACCAUGGAAGUGAAGGACCCGGUGAAUGCUUCGGCACCCACCAGCACCAGCAACCAGCCCAUUUCAAAGCCGAUUCAGUUCGACAACCACCCGAGCUCCAGUAGCUUAUCCGAGAACCCAAGCCCGGUUCAAGUACCACAAUUACAGCAGCAAGUACAACAACAACAGCAAACGCAGAGCUUCUUCACCAGGGAGCUCAAUUUCUCCGACUACAACGGAUAUGACAGGAGCAGCGUGAAGAAUUCGACUUCCAAUUCGCAUUCGUUGAAGCCCGAAUCGGGCGAGAUUUUGAAUUUCGGGGAGAGCAAGAGGAGCUCUUACAGCGCCAACGGGAAAUUGUUCUCGGGGCAUUCCCAAAUCGCCGCCGCUGAGGAUAACAACAGCAAAAAGAAGAGGUCCCCGCCGUCGCUGGGUAGCAACGAGGAGGGGAUAUUGUCCUUUAGUUCGGGAGUGAUUUUGCCGUCCAGCGGUGUGGGGAAAUCCAGCGGCGUUGCCGAUUCAGACCACUCGGACCUCGAAGCGUCGGUGGUUAGGGAGGCGGAUAGUAGCCGAGUUGUUGACCCGGAAAAACGACCCAGAAAACGGGGACGGAAACCGGCGAAUGGGAGAGAAGAGCCACUGAAUCACGUGGAAGCAGAGCGGCAAAGAAGAGAGAAGCUUAACCAGAGAUUCUACGCGCUCCGAGCAGUAGUCCCAAACGUAUCGAAAAUGGACAAAGCGUCGCUGCUUGGAGACGCCAUAUCCUACAUCAACGAGCUCAAGUUGAAGCUGCAGACGGUAGAGACGGAUAAAGAGGAGUUGCAGAAGCAAUUGGAGUCGAUGAACAAGGACUUGCCCAGCAAAGAUUCGAGGUCGUCGGGUUCGACCGUGUUAGAGCACGAAAUGAAAGGGUCUAGCAGUAAAUUGUUAGACAUGGACAUUGACGUGAAGAUAAUCGGAAGGGACGCCAUGAUUCGAAUUCAGUGUUGCAAGAAGAACCACCCGGCCGCGAGGCUAAUGGCGGCUCUCAAGGAGCUCGACUUGGAAGUACACCACGCCAGCGUUUCUGUAGUCAACGAUUUGAUGAUCCAACAAGCCACCGUGAAAGCGGGUAGCCGGAUUUACACGCAGGAUCAGCUCCGGUUAGCUCUACAUUCCAAAGUUGGCGAUGCCCGCCAGAUUUGACAGUCCAUCCGGUAACAUUAUCCUAUGCGAUCCGAUCCGAUCCGAUCCAAUUGGUGGUUUAGAGCGAUGGGACAUUUUAAGGCUCCCAGAAAUGCAGAGAGCUCUGCUCUGUAGUCUGUAAUAUAGUUAUUCUACGACGUCGUACGUCGUCGUCUUUCGGGUGGCUUUUGCUUAGUUCGUAAUUGGUUAUACUAGUAUAGAAUUGAGUUCAAGGUUAUCUGGAUUGGAGGAGUUUAAGGUUGUUUGGAUUUGAGGAGCCGAAACCACUCGAACAAUUUUUCUCUGUUCUCUUUCUUUUUUUGGAAUGUGUAUAUGUAAAUUGGAAGCUCUCAAGUAUGUAUUAUUUGGGAAUUGUGUUUCAGAACGGAGACUCUGCCUCGGGAGUUUUUUGCUUUAUCUAAUAAGUUGAAAUUUCUGCA
Malus domestica (apple) is the source of this 2546-nucleotide messenger RNA. RefSeq names its product transcription factor MYC2. Lineage: Eukaryota; Viridiplantae; Streptophyta; Magnoliopsida; Rosales; Rosaceae. Gene Ontology annotation, cellular component: nucleus. Gene Ontology annotation, biological process: regulation of DNA-templated transcription. Gene Ontology annotation, molecular function: DNA-binding transcription factor activity; transcription cis-regulatory region binding; protein dimerization activity. The record is from RefSeq and is marked provisional.